Botrytis fragariae is the source of this 1125-nucleotide messenger RNA. RefSeq names its product putative c6 zinc finger domain protein. Bases 1 to 1125 code for a protein of 374 amino acids. The record is from RefSeq and is a predicted model, not a curated record. NCBI's taxonomy places the organism in Eukaryota, Fungi, Ascomycota, Leotiomycetes, Helotiales, Sclerotiniaceae. Gene Ontology annotation, molecular function: zinc ion binding; DNA-binding transcription activator activity, RNA polymerase II-specific. Gene Ontology annotation, biological process: regulation of transcription by RNA polymerase II. The transcript has a single exon.
AUGUCGAUUUUAUCCACCCUGCGUCAAUCACUGACAUUAUUUUGCUUCUCAUCGAAGUGUGACGAGGAAAAGCCCCGCUGCCAGAGAUGUGUCUCACGUGAGAUCACAUGUACUUACCCACGAUUACAAUCUCUAAUCUGGGUUGAUGGCCCAUCUACGCCAGAAACAAACAGUAAAACAUCAAAAGACAGUGGCCCAUCACCUCCAGCUUACAGUUCGACCCCUCAAAAUGAAGAAGCUUCAACUUCGGACACGAAAACUCCGUCCCUCAAUCUUGAAAACUUAGAUCUGAUAAUCCACUGGUUCACGAAAACUGUGUACACAGUAAAUCCACCCAAUAAUGUCGAUGCCAUUCAAAAAUCACAAACUUUCAUCUUGCGUGAAGCAGUGGAACAUCAUUUCCUUCUCCACGGGCUCCUUGCGUUAUCAGCACUUCAUUACGCAGAAUCCCAUCCAAACCCUCAGAAAUAUAUCGAGAUCGCCACGGCACAUCACACCCGAGGGCUUACUCUUUACCACUCCAUCCUUUCAAAUAUGAACAAUGGAAAUGAUGUUGCCAGUAUUGCUUUCUCGAGUAUUACUGCUAUAUUUGCUUUUGGUCUCGCGAGGCCCGACGCAAAGAAAGAGGCUUCAGUGGGAUUGAUUGACGACAUGGUUCAAGCUAUUUCCCUAUCUAAAGGUUGGCAAACCAUUAUGCAUGUGACACGGGGACUAGAGCCCCCUUCCCCUCAAAAAUAUCAGAUCACUUUGUCACCGGAUGCAGAAGCUGCUUUUGAUCGACUAUAUGCUUUGAGCCAAGGCCAAAAUGCAACACUCUAUACAACAGCAAUCACUUCUCUAAAAUUCAUUUUCAAGAAGACAGAAGAUGGACAAAAUGAUAACCCGCAUCUAUCCUGUGAAUGGGGAGGCUCAUUACAAGAAGAAUUCUUGAAGUUGCUCAGGGCUAAAGAUACUGUUGCUCUAGUGAUUGUGGCAUUUUCUUGUGUGAUGUUCGAAAAGGUUCCGCAAGUAUGGUGGUUUCAGGGUUGGAGUAAGGGGCUUUUUGGGGUCGUUUGGAGGGAAGUUGGACACAAUUAUCACGAGGUUUUGGAAUGGCCGAGGAGGAUUGUUGGGUUUGAAAUAUAG